AUGAGCGACGGUGACCAGAGUGAAGAUGGACAGGUGAUGAGCGGCGUUGAGCUGAGCCCAUCGGACGACGAGGAAACGAACGAUUCGCUCGACAUCAAGCCACCCCAGGCAAGCUACGCCUACUACGGAGGCAGCAAACGGAAAGAGAAAAAACCGAAAGAGCGAAGCAAAUAUUCCAAGGAGCAGCAAAUGCGCCACCAUAUGAUGGAACGUGAGGCACGCGACCGCGAUCGUGGCGGAGGCAACCGCGGGGAGCGGGAACACUACCGUGAACGAGAUCACCACUCCGGAGGUUCCCGGGAACAGCACCGGUCUUCACAGUCGUCACGCGUCGGGGCUUCCGGACUCGGCAGCAGUGGCCGGGAGCGGAUGCGGGAAAGUAACCGCGAAAAGCAUCACAGCACUCGCUACGAACUCAACCCAUUCUAUGGGGAAAUGCGAGAAACUUAUCACAGCAAACGGGACCGGGAACGUGAGCGUGAACAUCGCGAACGUGACCGCGAGCGAGACUACGAAAGGGUGCGCGAGUACCCCGAGAAGCGGGAACGGCGAACGGAAGUGCUGAAUGCGAUGAGCAGUGGCGACUCGAAAGCGGAUCCGGAAAAAAUGCUAGAAGAUCUGCGAACGCGCUUGUUGAACAAAAAGAAUCGCUACGAUUCUAGGCAGCAACAGCGGGAUGUACGCGAACGUGAGCGGGAUAUGUUGCCGGAUUCGGAACUGUACACCGACGAGAUGGAGUAUUAUCGUGAGAAACGCGAACGAAAACGUGAACAUCAACAUCGCCAUCACCGGGAGGAGGAAAUGGGUAAAGAGGGUCGCGACCGUGGUCGCAACCGGGAGCAUCGGGAGCGUGAGCGCGAUCGUUACGAAACACGUGGCACCGGAUCGGAUGUGGUUGAGAUCGUCGAAAGUCCGGAUCGUUACGAUACAGGAGUACCACGGACGGCAGAAGAAAGGGAACACGAAGCGCGACGGGCCAAGCUGCUCGAGGCCGAUCGUGAGAUGUUGCGUCGAAAAGAGUUGGCACGGGAAGAGCUGGAAGCUCGGCGUCUGCGCAAAGAAGAGGAACGCAACGAGAGCGAUCUCGAGACGGAUUCUGGAUCGGAUGACGACGAUGAUGACAACGAUGAGGAGGACGAUGCUGACGCCGGGGCGGACAUGGGCGAAGAAGGAGAGGAGGAAGACGAACAGGGAGAAGUAGUGGUAUUAAGCGGGGACGAGCAGCGGGAACGGCGGCCCAGAAAGCGAACACGCCAGCGACGCCAACGGCGGCAACAUCACACGAACCGUGGCGACAUUUCGAGAGGUGUAUCCGAAUCGGAAUCAAGCAGCUCCCGGGCAUCGGAAGAUGAAUCCGAGGGCCGUUCUAAUGGGGAAGAAGAUGAAGAACCGCCGCCGGUUAGUCCACUCUCUGUAGGUGAACUUGCCAAGUCCGAUCGUCGUGAUCGACGAGACAGCCACAGCGCAUCGGGCUCGGAAUCGGACUCGAGAAGCCGAUCGCGCAGUCCACACCACCGGCACGAAGAAAGUCGCAGCGACAGCAGCCGCUCGCGCGAGGAUCUACGGGCUCGGUCAAACCGUGACGAUGGUGAUCAAGAUAACGAUCGGGGAAAGAAACCGGAUGGUAGCAAAUCACCGAAACCAUCCGCUACAGCGGACGGGACUGCUGCAGGUGAAGAGGAACCGGAGGUGGAAGUGAAAAACACCCUACCACCGUAUUUCCCGGGCAUCCAGGGUUGCCGAUCGGUUGAGGAGUUCCUCUGCCUCAAUCGCAUCGAGGAGGGAACGUACGGUGUGGUGUACCGGGCCAAAGAUAAACGCACCGAGGAGAUCGUGGCCUUAAAACGGCUUAAGAUGGAAAAGGAAAAGGAAGGAUUCCCAAUAACGUCACUCCGUGAGAUCAACACGCUGCUCAAAGGCCAGCACCCCAACAUCGUGACCGUGCGCGAAAUAGUGGUUGGCAGCAAUAUGGACAAAAUUUUCAUCGUCAUGGACUACGUCGAACACGAUUUGAAGUCGCUGAUGGAAACGAUGAAGCACAAGAAGCAAGUCUUUCUACCCGGGGAAGUGAAAUGUCUCACACAGCAGCUCCUCCGAGCUGUGGCCCACCUGCACGACAACUGGAUCCUGCACCGUGAUCUCAAAACCUCCAAUCUGUUGCUCUCACACAAGGGCAUCUUGAAGGUGGGAGAUUUUGGACUUGCGCGGGAGUACGGUUCUCCGCUCAAAGCGUACACCUCGAUCGUGGUGACGCUCUGGUACCGCGCCCCGGAGCUGCUGCUCUGCUGCAAGGAGUACUCGACACCGAUCGACAUCUGGUCAGUGGGUUGUAUUUUUGCCGAAUUCCUGUCGAUGGCGGCCCUGUUUCCGGGCAAAACGGAAAUCGACCAACUGAACCGCAUCUUCAAGGAUCUUGGAACACCGAACGAAAAAAUCUGGCCCGGCUACAACCAGCUACCGGCGGUUCAGAAGAUGACGUUCACUGAGUACCCCGUCUCGAAUCUGCGCAAAAAGUUCUCCCACCUGACCAGCGAGCUUGGCAUCGGGCUGCUGCAGGGUUUGCUUACGUUCGAUUCUAAGCAGCGCCUCACGGCUGAAGUUGCCCUCCAGCAUACCUACUUCCGCGAGCUUCCGCUACCAAUUGAUCCCGCGAUGUUCCCAACGUGGCCGGCGAAGAGUGAGCUCGGAUUGAAGAAAGCACUCGCUUCCAGUCCCAAGCCACCGAGCGGUGGUGGUGAGUUCAAGAAGCUGGGAGAUGAUCCGGUCCCGGACAAUGCGAUCGGUGGCUUUCAUCUGGGAGGCGCAACGUACGCCGAAUCGAGACAGCUUGCCAUGGGCCCGGGAUUCAGUUUAAAGUUCUGAGGUCACGAGCUGUCAACCGGGUUCGGAUUGAAGUAGUAGUACUAUCCGAACACGGUUGACUGGGUGUGCCCAACGGCCAUUGGCAGGUUGGGUGACUGGAUGAAGACACUGUAACAUAUUGGCACAGCUAAACGAGGUACAUAUAUUAGAAGUUGCAAGCAGCAAUUUAAAGUAUAAUAACGGCCUAGAAAUAAAAAUGGUUAAUAUUCUAAUAUUGCAAAUUGAUCACAAUAAACGAAAAGUAAUUUAGAAAUUAAUACUGGUAAAGUAGCACUGUUGGCCGGUUGCUGGCCGAGUUUGUGCGUAGAACAACAUCUAUGUUUUCCUGUAAAAUGGAUGCAUGUGAUCAGUUAUUGUUGAUGCCGACACUUGA
Messenger RNA from Anopheles bellator, 3235 nucleotides. RefSeq names its product cyclin-dependent kinase 11B (gene Pitslre). Gene Ontology annotation, cellular component: nucleus. The record is from RefSeq and is a predicted model, not a curated record. The transcript has 3 exons. Lineage: Eukaryota; Metazoa; Arthropoda; Insecta; Diptera; Culicidae. Gene Ontology annotation, biological process: protein phosphorylation; regulation of mitotic cell cycle. Gene Ontology annotation, molecular function: ATP binding; cyclin-dependent protein serine/threonine kinase activity. Bases 1 to 2862 code for a protein of 953 amino acids.